Phalacrocorax carbo (great cormorant) is the source of this 6664-nucleotide messenger RNA. The record is from RefSeq and is a predicted model, not a curated record. NCBI's taxonomy places the organism in Eukaryota, Metazoa, Chordata, Aves, Suliformes, Phalacrocoracidae.
GAGGCGGGGAGCGGGGCGGAAGUGUCGCAGGGGCGCGCGCUGGAAGUAUGGCGGUUGCCCGCUGCUUGCGGCUGUGUGGGCGUUGGCGGCUGGCGCUGCUGGGGCUCGGCUGUCGCCGCCUCUUGGCCGCAGCGAGCCCCGGCGGCCUGGCGGGGGGCGACGCGCUGGAGGACGGCAGCGGCGCGGGGCGGCAGCGGCAGCGGCGGGGCGGACGCCGGCGGGGCCGUGCCGGGCCGGUCAUGAAGGCGCUGACGCCGCUGCUCGUCCCGGAGCAUUUCCCCAACGUCCCUCUCAUCGCCGGGACGCGCAACCCCGUCUUCCCGCGCUUCAUCAAAAUCAUCGAGGUAAAAAAUAAGAAGGUGGUUGAGCUGCUGAGGAGGAAAGUUCGUUUUGCCCAGCCUUAUGCUGGUGUUUUCCUUAAAAAGGAUGAUAACAAUAAAUCUGAUGUGGUGGAGGAUCUGAAUGAAAUCUACCAGAUGGGAACUUUUGUACAGAUUCAUGAAAUGCAGGACCUUGGAGACAAGUUGCAUAUGAUAGUCAUGGGACACCGGAGAAUUCAUAUAAACAAGCAACUAGAGGUUGAACCUGAGGAGCCUGAGAACAAACAGAAAGUUAGAAGGAAACAGAAGCGCUCUAAGAAAGAGGCUGAAGAGGAGCCUGGAGCAAAGGACCAAGCUGUGGAAGUGGUACUAGAUCCUGUAGCUGCUUCCUCGCAGGAAGUUCUCAUGGUAGAAGUAGAGAACGUGGUUCAUGAAGAUUUUCAGAUCACAGAAGAGGUUAAAGCACUUACUGCAGAAAUUGUCAAAACAAUCCGGGACAUCGUUGCCUUGAACCCCUUGUACAGGGAGUCUGUACUUCAGAUGAUGCAGGCUGGACAACAUGUGGUAGAUAACCCUAUCUAUCUGAGUGACAUGGGUACAGCACUAACAGGGGCAGAGUCACAAGAACUUCAAGACAUCUUGGAAGAAACCAGUAUUCCCAAACGGCUUUACAAAGCCUUUUCCCUUCUAAAGAAGGAAUAUGAGCUGAGCAAACUUCAGCAGCAUCUUGGAAGGGAGGUUGAGGAGAAGAUUAAGCAAACACACCGCAAAUACCUUCUCCAAGAGCAAUUGAAGAUCAUUAAGAAAGAGCUAGGUCUGGAAAAAGAGGACAAGGAUGCUAUGAAAUUUCGUGAGCGACUGAAGGAGCUGGUAGUGCCAAAACACAUCAUGGAUGUGAUUGACGAAGAGUUGAACAAGCUGGGCUUGCUGGAUAAUCACUCCUCAGAAUUCAAUGUUACAUGGAACUACUUGGACUGGCUGACAUCUACCCUGUGGGGUAAGUGUAGCAAGGAAAACCUGGAGCUGACCAGAGCCCGAGCAGUUCUGGAGGAGGAUCAUUAUGGAAUGGAUGACGUCAAGAAGCGAAUUCUGGAAUUUAUAGCAGCCAGCCAGCUGUGAGGAUCCACCCAGGGGAAGAUCCUGUGUUUUUAUGGUCCCCCUGGGGUUGGCAAAACCAGCAUUGCCCGCUCCAUUGCCAGAACCCUAAACAGAGAGUACUUCCGCUUCAGUGUUGGAGGGAUGACUGGUGUAGCAGAAAUAAAAGGACACAGGAGGAUGUAUGUUGGAGCAAUGCCAGGAAAAAUCAUCCAGUGUCUGAAGAUGUCCAAGACAGAGAAUCCACUUAUACUGAUCGAUGAGGCACGAGAGCCUUCCCGAUGCACUCAGCCUGGCUCCAGCCACCGGGAAGCACAGGGCAUUGGGCUGACCCAAGGAGAGCAAGAGCUGCAGGGGCGACAGAGAUGGCGGACAGGAGGGGAACCGACCCAAGCAGUGUUGUGGGUCACCAGGACACUUUCCUACACAGCAGCAGGUGCUUCUGUGGUUGGCGUCACCACAGGAAAUGCCGUGCCAUGACAUGCACAAAUACAAGGUCAUGGCACCACCAGCAGCUGCACCCCAGAGAAACCCCACUGGUAGCAGGUCCUCUGGAUCAUCAGGGCACAGACAGGGCUGGACAAAACGGUGAAGAUGGACAUGUAAGGAAGAGACUAGCGCUGGUAAGUGCCAAGAGUGCAGGGAUGAAGUAUUUCCAGUUUUGGCCCCAAAGAGGCCAGGUUUGCAGAGCAGUGCCAGGGACUGCACAGAGCAAUACCAAGACGAUCUAGGGUGGGAUCUGAGAAGAGCAUCUCCAGACAGCAAAUGCAAGCAAAGAGAGAAAGGAAGAGAUGAGAGAGGAACGGGACUCAGCUGGAGCCAAGAGUGAUUUAUUUUUCACUAGAUACGGGAGUCUAACAUGGGCUUGCACUGAGAAAGGAAAGAGACAGGGAAGGGGGAGAGGAGCACAGACAAGAAAGAGAAUGGUGCAGUGAGUUCAGCAGAAGAGUUCAAGGAAAGCAAAGAAAAAAAGUCUCUGCGAGGAAGAUAAGGCUGGAGGAAGGGUGGGGGAGAGUUUUCGUCACAUCAGUUCUCUGAACUGAAGGGGGGGGCAGCAAUUGCUGCACCGGGCACUGCACCCAGAGGCAAAAUUUCUUUUCCUAACAACAUAAGCAGGAAUAACAACAACAUCACUAUUGCUCCCUGCAAACCUCACUUUGCUUGUACCGAAAACAUCCCAGCAGCAUCUCCCACAGCAACUGAGGUACAGGAGACUACUGAGGUGUAGCAGAACGACUGCGUGAGGCAGACCCACAGGAGGUGGCUCAUACUCCAGCGUGACCCAAACAGCCAAGCAAACAUCUCCUGAGAAUUUCAAACAUGCUUUCUUGCAGGCGACAGGUGUGCUUGGAAGUCGUACUUUCUUAUGAGACAAAAAAGAAAAAAUUCCACUGACCUAUAUAAAAUAUCCAGCUUAAGUGAGCCAAAAGUAUUAGCAGUCAGUGGAAAAUAAGCAUCUUUUAAUCUAAAUUGCAUAAUAAAACACAAAGAAAAACAGUAGGAGCAAAAAAAGGUCAGUCUCCUAUACUGCAUGCUACCCUUAGAAGGACAGGGACACACGGAUAGUACUAAAUCUGCCAUUUUUAAAUAAAGCAUGUUAACACACCUAUUGCAGGAAAGCACCAGCACUGAAUACAUGGAAGCAGAAUUUUCUUGGGGCUCCAUCAUGAAAUUGGCUUGCAAGGACAGAAAUAUGGGAACAAAGGGUGUGGCUAAACUGCUCCAGCGGUGACUGAUUCACCAGAGAAAUCUUUUUUGGGAUUAGUGAGCUGUCUCAAAUGAGUUUUGCUUUAGCACAGGUAUUAAACACUUAGAGAAGCAUUAUGAACAAGUCAUGCAUAACACUCAUUAGCUUUUACCUCCAGGAUACAUUGGCUUUCAGCAUCCUGGUAAUUUUAGCAAAGCCAGAGCCUUGGCCUCAGCACCAAAGAUUCAUGCCCACUCUCAGAGCUGUCCUGUAACCCCCAGGUUCCUCUCCCUAGGAUUUACACGAUGUGUGGAAAAAAUUUACAUCCUUCCUCUUUAACACAGACUGACAUUUUGCUGGAAUCAAACAGCCGCUGCUUUGACGCCUGCCCGAGCUGCCAGCCCGGGACAUUUCCGCACAGAGACCUUGGCGACAACUGCCCAACGGCAGGAUUGCGCCAGGCCAAGCAGACAGCGCCUGCCCAAUGGACAAUGCAGGCCAAAGGAGAUGGGAAACCAAAGCUGAGUCGCAGAUGGCCUGAAAUGGGAGUCUCGGAGGAGCAGAGGCAGUGUUUCCCAUUUAGAAACACUCAGGGGGAGAAAAUCAACCAUAGCUUAAAGUUAAAAUGCUUUACAAGCGGUUAAUGAAUUUAAAAGAGAAAUGAGAGGGUCAGUGCCACAGCAAAAUACACAAAACAGGGUGGCCAUGGAAAGGAAAUAUUUUUGCCGGUAACCUGGGAAAGCAGAGGGCAAACGGGCAGGAGUGGGCUCACGUACGCAAAACACGGACCAACCCAUGCUCCCACCUCACUUUGGGCAGCGGGCUGCAGCCAGGGAGAAGACCAGGAGCUGUACAGAAGGGCCACGCUUGCUUGUGGCUGUAGAACCUAAGCCACAGCAUCACCCUUGAUAAUGCUUCCUAGAAAUACACAAUGCAUCCAAUACAGUACCAAAUGGCUCUGCCUGAAAAUCCUAGAGGACAAAGCAUCUUCAGCAGGGAGAGCACUUUGUAAGAGAAAAUACAUUUGUGAUGGACUUAGCCACAGACAAAAGAAAGGAGUUUACAAGGAAGGGAGAACACUAAGAGGGGGGAUAUUGAGACUUGUACAACAAGCUGCCCGUAGCAGCACUUACCUUGGUUCUCCUGGAGCCAGAAAAAGGCAGGCACCUCCAGACAAGGUGACCCAUCCUAACUUAGGUUUCUAAGGAGGCAGGAAUUGAUCAUUAGAGGCAUUUAUUUCUCUCCAUAGACUACAGGACUCUAAAGAACAAGGUUUGGCUGAGGUAAAUUUAAGAUGUAAAAAGUCAGGGCAAAUAAACCCAACCCUGCCUAGAGAACUGGGUGACCAUCCAUGUCCUGGGAGAAAGAGCUGCCUAGACUGAAGCAAUGCUUCAUUUUCAAAGGCCUGCGCUCCUUCUUUUACAAUGCCCUGGACAGCAAAGAUACAGAUAUUUCCUGAAGAUGAAUCCUAGGCGCUAACUGAGCACUUUCUGUGCUUAAUGUUAUUGGAACAGGUAGUUUCUUCUUUGUUCCAGGAAAGCUGUAUGCACUACAACUUAUGGUUUGAACAUUUCAUCUAAAUACCUGUUGCUGAAGCCUUCCAGGUGACACAGAAAUGUAUUUUGCACUUUUUGACUGUGCCAGCAAUGCUGGCUAGAGUCUCAUGGAUUCAGACCGCUUCCCUGGAAACAUAUGGAUGUGCAUUAAACUAACAUUGAUUUAGGCAAGUCAAGUACUGAAAAACCAUCCCCCUCCAAGGCUCGGCCAUCUCAUUCUCUGCUGGGGACAUGCUCCUCACGCGAGAGCCCCAGACCAUGACCCUCUUGUGCUGGAGGCUAUUUCAGGGUCAAGCAGAAGGCACUCUGUCCUUCCACAGCACAGGCACCUCUGGCUACAGACCCUCCCCGGGCACCUGGAACUGCAGUUCAACUCUCUAUCUUCACCUGCAGUGGUUCAAAACAUGCCCUCAAAAAAGCACUCAGCCCAUCAAUCUCACAGCCUAACAGUUAACAAAAGUCUUUUUUUUUCAGCUUUCAACUAGCUUCUUAGUUAAAAAAUAACUGAACUAGGCUGAACUGCAGGAGAUAUCCUCCCCACAGCCAUGAGUCAGCCCACAGCUGUCAGAGCUGGCUCUGGGCUCAGACAAGUGCCCCACUCCCAGUUCAGGGAUCAGGCACACUGGCAGAAAACACUGUUUUUAUGUUGAACAGUCCACAACAUAAAUAAAUGGCUGUUUAAAGAAAAUAAAAAUCCCUAAAGGAGACUGCAAAAUUAAAUUACUGUUUGGGAAGUGCUCAGAUAUUACAGCUAUAAGUACCCCAGAGAAGCCCACGGGGAAAUGAAUAAUUUUGUCUUGUGAGCAGGGAUGCAAGAGCACACAGCCACACAACGCAGUGGCAUAAACAAAGUUAGCUAGCGGGCAUCUUUCACCCAUACUUUCAAUCCUGGAAAACGAGUCUGUGACCAUGUAGAGCAGAUACCACACUGUAAUGCAGAUAUACAAGAAGAUCAAAGUAAAAACUAAGGCAGCUAAGGUUGUGGCAUUUCCUGACUUUCAAGAACUUUCUGCAGCUUCUGCAGAAGCAUUUAGACUCGACCAUGUAGCUUCCUCACAGGGCUCGCCAACACGCCUCCACAGUCAGCUCUCAGCCUCUCUCCUUCUGAAAGCUCUUCAAACACACAUAGACAGAGCUAGUUUUUCACAGGGCUGAUGGCCCAUUCACACGGAGAUCAGCUGUGCCAUCCGGUGACCACCGCAGCCACUACAAGCAGGUCUAAGUGUCCCCAGGCUGGCAAGGCAGGACACAGCAGAGCAAACAGCAAGAGCUAGCUGCUUUCUCCUGUGAGGACCGACAUCAGCAGGUAGCAUGUCACCUAAUUCUCUUGUGGGUUUCACGGUGGCCAUGUGAAAGCAGAAAAGGACCAGGAUGCCUGGAUAGCCUUUCACACCUGGGACAGACCCUUUUAUCAACACCACUGCGAUAAAGCAUGCUCCCACAUUGUUCCCACUCCUAGUCUCUAUCCCAUUUAUGCUCCAGUGCUCACUGAUUUCUAUUUUGACUUCACAGUUUUACUUGGUGAACAGAUUUUUAUCAGCGCUACUAAACAGCACACACACGAGCAUCAUUUCCCUGUAAGUUUCAAAAUACUUCCCUCCCUGCAACAAAGGAGCAGAGGAUUUCUCAGAUAAGGUGGCUGAGGGAACUGUGUCAUUUUUAAAUGACUAAGCAGCCUCUUUCCUCAGCCCUCUUCUCAGAAACAGAUUAAUAACUUGGGGAUGACACUUCCCAAAAGUAUUUGGUGAAGAGUUUUGGCCCAAUCUGGUGUGGGGAUGAGAUUAACACCAGUGUCGUGGUUUAGCGGCAGCUCAGCCCCACACAGUCGCUCGCUCACUCCCCCACCGGUAGAUGGGGGAGAGAAUCAGAAGGGCAACGCUCGUGGGUUGGGAUAAGAACAGUUUAAUAAUUAAAAUUAAAAGAAACAACAACAGAAAUGCAAUGUAAAGGAGAACAACGGGAGGGGGGAAGGGGGAACGAACCGCCCACCACCCGACGCCGCGCCG